AAAUCUAAAUCAGGUAGUCUUUCAUUUCCAAAGGAUUUUGAUCGACGUGUACCAAUUGAAACUGGAACAAGUGACAAACUAAACUAUUAUGGAUGUUGUCUGGCUAAUGAGAGUCAAGUGAAAGUAUCACUGUUACACCGUCAUGCCAUUCAAGAUUUUACCUAUAAUGAAAAUUAUUAUUCUGACUAUGUUAAGGGAAGAGCAGGCGUGGAAAAGCAUGAAUUUGCCCAUCUAGAUUGUCCGUUUCAAGAAGAUAGCGGCUUUUUUAUAUUGGGAAAGUUUUCUGAGGAUAAGGACAAUGAACUACAUUUAACAGCAUUUAAAAUUCCGGUAAAACAUACGCUUUAUGUGCCACCGUUAACAAUCCAUUCAAAUGAUUAUCUGAAAGGUAAAUGGCGUACAAUGUUAUCGGAUGCCACUCAGAUUGAUCAUGUUCUUCUCGAACAAGCAAGAUAUGAUGGACAAACAGAGCAAUUUCAAUUCGAUUUUAGGAACUAA
Messenger RNA from Didymodactylos carnosus, 498 nucleotides. Lineage: Eukaryota; Metazoa; Rotifera; Eurotatoria; Philodinida; Philodinidae. The record is from the annotation of a GenBank genome assembly.